Molecule: messenger RNA, 1501 nt
Organism: Cyprinodon tularosa
Lineage: Eukaryota; Metazoa; Chordata; Actinopteri; Cyprinodontiformes; Cyprinodontidae
Product: protein NDRG1-like
Exons: 12
Coding region: 125-1243 (372 amino acids)
Biological process (GO): signal transduction
Cellular component (GO): cytoplasm
Source: RefSeq, a predicted model, not a curated record
AACCAGUUCAAACAUUGAGUCUGUCAGAGACAUACUGAACGGCACAUCACAACAGGUAUCUAGAUCAAGAGAAUUGCACAUUCAAAGGAUUUAUAACACAUCAACCUGCUGUAAAACUGCCACCAUGGUCCUGGAGGAGAACGAAGACUCCGUCUUUGAGCCCCAAAUCACAGAGGAGUAUGUGGAGACUCAGUAUGGGGACAUCCACUGCAUCAUGACAGGAACUCGAAAAGCAAACCGGCCUGUCAUCCUGACCUUUCAUGAUGUUGGACUCAACCACAAAUCCUGUUUCGAAACUCUGUUCAGCCAUGAAGACAUGCAGGAAAUUGUUCGCCAUUUACCUGUUUGUCAUGUUGAAGCUCCUGGACAACAGGAAGAAGCCAAAACGCUGCCCGCCGUGUACACCUUCCCUACCAUGGACCAGCUCUCAGAGGUCAUUCCUGCUGUCCUCAAUCACUUUGAUCUAAACAGUGUCAUUGGUGUGGGAGUUGGAGCAGGAGCUUACAUUUUGGCCAGAUUUGCACUGAAUUACCCCGACUUGGUGGAUGGAUUGGUUCUGAUCAACAUCAACCCCAAUGCUGAGAGCCUAAUGGAUACUGUUGCAAACAAGAUUACCGACUGGACCCUCACUCUCCCAGACAAAGUUAUCACACACCUUUUUGGAACGGAUGAGAUCCAGGCCAAUCAAGACCAUUUGACUACAUAUCGUCACUAUAUCACAACAACGAUGAAUCAGUCCAACGUGAGUCAGUUCCUACGUUCCUACAACAACCGCAAUACCCUGGAGGUAGAAAGGCCUGUUGCUGGAGGGAAUGUUAAUGUCAGGACCCUCAUGUGCUCCUCCCUGUUGGUUGUUGGGGAUAAUUCUCCAGCCGUGGAAGCUGUGGUCGACUGCAACUCUAAACUGAACCCUACGAAAACCACACUACUUAAGAUGGCAGAUUGUGGAGGACUUCCUCAAGUCGACCAGCCCGCCAAAGUGAUUGAAGCUUUGAAAUAUUUUAUCCAAGGAAUGGGAUACUUGUCCAGCGCCAGCAUGACCAGACUUCGCUCACGGACAACCUCCAGUUGCAGCAGCAUCUCGCUUGAUGGCUCACGAGGCCGUGCACAGACCAAUGAGCGUGGACGAACACAAUCAGAAGGCAUUGAGGAGAAGCGUGGGCGUGCGCACACUGAUGUCUCCAUGGAGAGUAUUCCUACUAUAAGCCAUAACAUCUCAAACACCACUGAAGUGGCAUGCUAGAAUAACAAUGCUACUUAGACAAAACUCUUUAUACCUGCACUUAUACCUUUAUUAUUUCCUUUGCUUUCAGAAAUUAUGUUAUUAUAUUUAAUUUAAAUUGAAGAUCACAUAUCAUAUUUUAAGUUAUUUCAUUCUUUUAUGUUACCCGUCUAAUGUUGUCCUCUAUUAUCUGAACCAGUGGCUUGUAUCAGCUGUAGACUUCAUUGUUUUUUUUAUUUUGUCAAUAAAUAAAGUAGAGGAGUAAAAAAAGGUUGCCAU